Molecule: messenger RNA, 1726 nt
Organism: Schistocerca nitens (vagrant locust)
Lineage: Eukaryota; Metazoa; Arthropoda; Insecta; Orthoptera; Acrididae
Product: putative methyltransferase C9orf114
Exons: 5
Coding region: 194-1363 (389 amino acids)
Source: RefSeq, a predicted model, not a curated record
AGUAAGGACGCAAGCAUGUGGUGGUGUUUAGUGCGUGCAUAGCACGUGGGAUGCAGUAUUAUGUUCGUUUUUAUAAUGUUUGUAGUUAUGUAAUUGUAGUACCAAUGUUGGAUUGUUUGUUCGGUGUUAAUUAGUCGUGUGCCAUUAAGUGUAAACUUUUGUUCGCGUGAAUUUCUAUAUUAGCUUGGGAGACAUGUCACCUACUCAAGCUCAAAGUAAAACGGAAGAGCGACGAAAACACAAACUUCUCAAGAAAGUUCGAAAACAGGAAAAAUUGUUGAAACUUGCGAAGAAAUGUAACGAAGAGAAGAACGCGCCACCUGACAAAGACAAGCUAGCGGAAGAUGAUAAAAUAUCAUUAUCGUUGAUUGAGUUGCCUACUGUUAGCAUAGCUGUGCCAGGUACUAUUUUGGAAAAUGCUCAGAGUCAAGAACUGAGAACAUAUUUAGCCGGGCAGAUAGCAAGAGCAUCAUGUAUAUACAGAAUCGACGAGAUUAUUGUUUUUGAUGAUAUUUGUGUCGGGGAUGAAACAAAAUGCGAAACUGUGCAAGAAGCGGAUGGCAUCAAGAUGACCCGCCGGAGCUGCACGCAGUUGGCGAGGAUCCUGCAGUACCUGGAGUGCCCCCAGUACCUCCGGAGGUUCUUCUUCCCGCUGCACAAAGACCUCGAGUACGCCGGGCUUGUGAACCCCCUCGAUGCCCCUCACCACCUACGGAAGGAUGAAGAUUUUCCAUUCAGGGAAGGAGUGACGGUGAAGCGGCCAGGGAAACCUGGCAGGUGUGUGGUCAACGUCGGGCUGCAGCGAGACGUGAUCGCCGACCGCGCACUCCUGCCUGGCCUCAGAGUUACCGUGCGCCUCCUGCCGCCGUCCCACAAGGAGGCGAAGCGGACGCGAGCUGCCAUUGUAUCCCCAGUGACACCGCGCGCUGAGACGGGCGUCUACUGGGGGUACACUGUCAGAGUGGCAUCUUCCCUGAGUGCUGUGUUCACACAGUGCCCCUUUGAGGGUGGUUACGACCUCACCAUUGGGACCUCUGACAAGGGUACACCAGCUUCUCAGCUGAAAAGGAAACAACUGUCUGGGUACCGCCAUGCACUUAUAGUAUUUGGUGGUCUCCAGGGGUUGGAGGCUGCUCUGGAAAAUGACGAACAGUUGAAUGUCGAGCAGCCCAGCCUCUUGUUUGACCACUAUGUGAACACCUGCCCUUCCCAGGGAACCCGCACGUUACGCACAGAGGAGGCAUUGCUGAUCUCACUGGCAGUGCUGCAGAAGAAACUGAAAACAAAGGCAGUGCCUGUGCAGAGUCAAGCUGUUGCAGCGGAAGAGGAAACAAAUGAGGAGGUGAUGCAGAUCGAGCAGUGAUUGCCGGUAUUAGAAGAGGAAGCAGAUGACAGGAUUGGGAAAGGCAGAACCCUGGUCAGUCGUAAAAUAUAAAGUGCUAUACAAACCGUAAUAUCUGUGAUGUUAAGUGGAGGUUAUCACUUUAUUGUGUUUAUUUACUGGAUGAUGGAGAGUUUUGUUGUGAGAGUGAAGAACUGAUGCUGUAACUGAUAGAUUUUACCAAGAAAAAAAUUACACAGUUUAAUGUCUCCCCAUGAACAUGCCACAUAGAUAAUAUGGGUAGAGUGACUGAAAACUUGAGAAACAGUUUUUCUUGUGAUGGCUCCAACAAUGACAAAAUUUGAUGUGUUAUUUUUAUAUGAAAUAAAUAUUUAUGAAACUUAA